Molecule: messenger RNA, 3383 nt
Organism: Centropristis striata (black sea bass)
Lineage: Eukaryota; Metazoa; Chordata; Actinopteri; Perciformes; Serranidae
Gene: adcyap1b
Product: adenylate cyclase activating polypeptide 1b
Exons: 5
Coding region: 23-571 (182 amino acids)
Biological process (GO): adenylate cyclase-activating G protein-coupled receptor signaling pathway; positive regulation of ERK1 and ERK2 cascade; positive regulation of transcription by RNA polymerase II
Cellular component (GO): extracellular region; neuron projection; perikaryon
Molecular function (GO): neuropeptide hormone activity; peptide hormone receptor binding; pituitary adenylate cyclase activating polypeptide activity
Source: RefSeq, a predicted model, not a curated record
UGUUUGUUUGUUUGUUUUUUUGAUGAAACGGACGCUGUUUAUCAACAUGGCCAGUUCGAGUAAAGCGACUUUAAUCUUGCUCGUCUACGGAAUCUUAAUGCACUACAGCGUCUUCUGCACACCUAUCGGACUAAGUUACCCUAAGAUUAGACUUGAAAACGACGCCUUCGAUGAGGAUGGGAAUGCAUUAUCCGACAUGGGUUUUGAUAGCGAUCAGAUUGCUAUACGAAGCCCGCCAUCCUUAAACGACGACGCGUACACUCUCUACUACCCACCAGAGAAAAGAUCAGAAAGGCAUGCUGAGGAAGAAUUAGAUAGAGCCUUGAGGGAGAUCCUGGGUCAGUUAACAGCGAGACAUUAUCUGCAUUCUCUGAUGACAAUUCGUGCAGGUGAUGACAACAGCAUGGAGGAAGAGUCAGAGCCCUUAUCCAAAAGACAUUCAGAUGGGAUCUUCACCGACAGCUACAGUCGCUAUAGAAAGCAGAUGGCCGUGCAGAAAUACCUGGCAGCGGUUCUAAGAAGGUACAGACAGAGAGUUAGGAACAAAGGACGCCGACUUGCCUAUUUGUAGCGUUGUUAAAGCGCCCAAACUGCCCUCCUGUGUAUAUACAUCCAGUCGUUAAAUCAUUCAGAUAUAUCUGACCAACCAGUGGAUUGCGCCUGUGUUCUUUCAACAUGUAUUUAUGUAUGAAGUAAAGCCAUUAAAAUGAAUAUUUUAAUAAUAAUAUCGUUUUUUUUUCUUUUUGUACAAAAGCACUUGAUAACGCACAGUUAUACUUUGUGGACCAAUAUUUUAUUUUCAUGUUAAGAUGUUGAAAACAAAACAAAAUGACUUAAAAAAAAGAAGAAGAAGAAGAAAUUAGAAAAAAAAAGAUAAUUGUGCACCUUCAACAUUAUGCGCUUGAAAUCUCUAAAGGUCAUCUACAUAUGCAGAAAAUAAAUAGAUUUUAAAAAGACAAUCAAAGUAUUGAAUGUUAUACUUAUUUUUGUAACCAACGUUCUAUUUUUUUAGUGUUGUUUGUUUUCCAAACAGGCCCAAAGAAGCAGUGAGCAUGCUAUGUGAGGCAUAUCCGGCUUAUCCUAAAUGAUAGAUGUUGCCCUUGUGCACCUCCUCCUCGCUCCCUUAAUGGGAGCUCUGUGGGUUUGUACAGCUUGCUGCCCCUCCAGGGGAAUUCACAUGGCUUUUGUUGAACAGCCUCUCAUUUGAUGGAAAAACUGAUUGACUUACACCCACUUAUGUAACUGGUGGUAAAAAUCCGACCCUCUUUUAAGCAGAAAUUUAAUUGCAGGCUUUUGCAAGGGCAUUACCACCUUUACUAAAGAUAAAGGAAGCACUCAAGUUGCUGUUGCAGCAAACACUGCUUGCUCACUUGCCUCAAAGUCAUUUACAGUAGGGAGAUAAAUCAUGCUCACUAGGACUGUGUAAAGAAUGUUCCAUCUGUGUGUAUUAUGUAUAGUAUAGAAAUUACACAGUGCACAUAUUCACCUUAAUGUUGUCAGUCAACAGAAUUAUUUGGAAGAAUGUGCUUCAACUGUUGAUUGUAUUUGGGCAGAAACACUCAGAAAGGACCCAGAUCAUGUAGAGAUGCAGGGAACGAAGCAUUGGAGAGGAAAGGUAGCAGAAAUAUUUUAACUCUUAUUUCUUAUUUAAUGGUGCAUGUGGACACCUUGCUAAUUUUUGCUGCAUGCUAUCAUGCUUUUUUUGGAUUGUGCUAUUUGGGAGGUGCUAAGCCUAUUUCAGCACCGCCCUCCCCCUUCAGAUGUGUUGGAAAUAUGAACAAGGAGGGCUAGAGGUGGUGGAAACUGGUACUGCACUGACUUGUUGAAUUGUUACCUCCCCUGCUGCUGUCAUUGUGGAUAUCAUAAGACAAGACACUGGACCCCUUUUUGCUGAUUGAAAAAAAGAAGAAGAUUCUUUUUGCUUCUAGAUAGCCGUGCUAAAUAGUUGAUUUGACAGUGCUGUGGUUCAUUGUUAAGAAGAAGCUGAUCUGUGUUAGAUGUCUACUGAGGUUUGUGCAGUGAGGAUGUGAUAAAGACAUGAGGAGAGUGUUAGGUGAGGGAGAGGUGUGCAUGUAGAGGAGGAGAGAGCAGGAGACAAAGAGAUAAUGUGUGUGUGUGAGAGAGAGAAAACAAAGUUACAUAAGGUUGCAGCGCCACAAGCCUGAGAGAGAUUGUCGCACCUGGAAACAAGAGGCGAGAGAGAGAGAGAGAGAGAGCGCCGCCGCCUCUCUUCACCCUCCAAAGUGACAUCAGGGUCAAUGAGUCUGAUAGAAAAUAUCAGAUGUUGAAUUCCCUUCACUUUGGUCUCAGCAGAAGGAUGUGAGUGAAGCUGGACGCGGCCACUCUGAGAUUCCCUGAAUGAAAUUCAGCCUCCAGCAGAGAGGGAUGUUCCCACUGACUUUCAUUAGAGAUAUGUAUUUAUUCAAUAUUAUGCAAAAGCAGCUUUAUGCAUCCCUGCAAUCCAAUCAGUGGCCUGUGUUCCCCCGUAGAAACUAUCAAUACUCUCCUUCAAUUUGGCUUUAUCCUACAGGCUUCUGUGUGAAUGUGUGUGUGUGUGUGUGGAUGUAGAUGUUUGCAUAUCUGGUGCGCAUUCAUGUUUAUGUGUGAGUGCAUUUCAUGUUUGUUUGUGUGAACGAGUGACUGAGCGCGCAUGUGGAGGUGGAAACAGCUUUUGGCUUUGGUGCCUUGCUUCGACGUGAGAAAAAAAAAUGAAUUAAAAAAAUUCGCCACAAGUGACAGAUGGCAAUUUUAGUGGCCCUACAAUGCUGCAGUCCAUUAGCUUACAUUGAAACUUCCUUUUACUCUGUUUUAAUCGCUCAGCUUAGUCUGCCCCAAGAGUAGUAGAAUUAGGCUUUCUUUUAAAGCAUGGCCAAUGAUUUAUAGAGUAUAAAAAUAACAAAAAAAAGAAAAGAUUGUAUAUGUUGAUGGAGCAGGCAAUGUGUGUGUGUUUGUGUGUGUGUGUGUGCAUGAGUUUGGGGUGUUCAGUGUCUGUGAGAGUUGUGAACAAUGACCAGUGUUUGUUCCUGUUGAUUAUGAGGUGUUGUUGAUUAUUUUGAUAUUGGUCAGUAAUCUAUUAAUCAGAAAAUAGCCCCGACAUCUUAUUUACAACUAUGUGCAUCACUAUUUAGAUUAAAAGGGUUUCAGAACAUGACAGAGAUGUUGUUGAGAUCAUAGAAAAUGCCUGUUGUUGAUAUUUCUGAAAGCGCCAAACGCCUUACUUCAAUGUUUAAUCUCUUAUCUAUCUGAAAACAAUGUGUUUUAAAAGUGAACCUUAGUACAAGUGACAUCGUUAUACACACAGGAGUCCUUAUAUGGGGUUUUACGUUUCUCAAUGUUAUGAAAGUGUUGUAAGAUUUGUAUGAAUAAAUUUUUGUAAACAACAA